ACAUAUAUUUAACUUAAAUGACAUUAAAUGUUCAGCCAGCCCAAGACAAGAACGUUUAUUAAUUCAGACAAAACAGGCCCAUACUCCACCAAAGUGCAUAAACUGGUCUGUGAUACAGCACUAAGGCUCAUGGAUUUUAUGUUGUUCUUCAUCUAGUAUAUAUCAGUGUUAUAUUUUAAUACUAUGUGAGAAACAGUGUGGUCCUAUUUACCCGUAUUAUUGGCACCGUUCCUGUGCAAGCGUUCAAGGACUUUCCCGAGCGAACCCUCUGUAAAAUGAGCGCUUGCUCCGUCAAAACACAGUGACACAGCAAGCUGUCCCUGCAUUACCUCUGAACCCAAGAGUGUACCUGACUCGAGAGGAAAGCGCGGUCUGUAACUGUACUUAUAAAGGGAGUGUAGGUUGUUAUGAAGCGGCCAGGGUUCUGUAGCAACCGCCGCCUCGGCUCGGACUGAUCAUCAUUGGAAACAGAAAGCAAACAUCAUAUCGUGGAUUCUCAAGGUGGAAAGAAAACAACCGAGGCGGGUGAGAUAAAUUCCACCGCACGGUCGGGUUUAUGGAUAAUACACUACUAAAUGAUUGACUUUAGUAUACGGUGGGACUGAAUAAAGCAUAUAAAACUGAUUGCCUCAACAGCUGACGGCCAAAAAAACCUGUUAAUUUCCACUCUGACAAAAGUUGGGUUGCUUUUUUUUCUUUGACGUUUGAGGGACGCUUACGCGUCUCUGAUAAUUCUCCGACGGCCAUUUGAUUAUUUUUGCUCACACAGACGUACGCCUUGCAGCUCCUUCACGUCUGUCUGACUGAAACUUUUUCAAGGGAACACUUUUGCCUGGAAGGGGAUUUUGUCGAUUUACUUGUUGCGGUGUUUCUCCUUUAAACCCUUACGGCCUGUGUAUACUGGAUUGUCUGUUUCAUGACUAUGGAGGUUCCGAUCGGGUUAGGGGAGGUUUACGAAUCCCCAGAUGCAGCUUUUCACGGUCCUUACCAAAGUGUUUUUCAAAGCGUACGCGUUGUGCGAGCGAACAACACCUCAGUCUCGGAGAGUUUGGACAUUUCGAGCACAAAAAAGUACGGCAGCUUGCACGAUAAAGCAGCGAGGGAAAUGCGUUUGAGCAAGCUGUCUCCCAGCAAAGCAAAAUGCUGCCCCGAGAAAGAGUGCGAGAGUGCGAGUUCACUGAUGGCGACAGAGGCGAGCCGUUUCCAUUUUCUCAAGAGUUCAACAGGAAGCAAAAGCGCCCUGUCCCUGUCAUGUGGCGGCCGUGCAGACAUGGGGUUGCAUCGGGGCGCCGAAUCAGGAUGGAAAUGCAGCGGUGCCGCUGAAGUUCUGUCACGCGAGUUGGGUUUGAGUCGUGACGCAAGUGUGGCGAGUAGUCGCGCGUGUAGCAGCACCAUUUCUGAGACAGCACGAGAGCUGUGCAAAGCCGUGUCAGUGUCUUUGGGGUUGGCCAUGGAGUCCAGCGAACUGGGCGAGGUGGGACAGCACCAUGCGCCGCCACCGUCCCUGACCACCGAAAGUAGUAAUGAAGAAUGCUAUUUGUUUGGAAUGCCUUUGCUAGACUGUUCAGUGAGUAAACUGGAGACAGGAGGAAUGGACAGGGAGUAUGCACUCGCGGCGGGACGAGACAGAGGUGGCGAGCUGCAGGGCAGGGAUAAACUGUUCGGGAUGUUUAAAAGUACCAACCUGGAGCAUCUACCAGGUGAGGUGAUGACCUUGCAUUGCAGCAACCCGUCUCAUACGCACUUGCGCGCGGAUAUGCAGGAGGCGCCUGAGUUCGCCAGCCUGUCCGGGGACAUUGCCAACAUGAGUUCGGAAGGUUUAUCAGCAGCUCCAGAUAUGGACGCAUCACGGGCGUCUUCAUGCCAGUUCGAACAACUUUUGCCCGCGCACACGACCCACUUCGUCCACCAGGUACCUUUGCCUUCAGAGCUAGAUAACGGGCCGAGACAAAGCUUUGUGAAGCACGCAGCGAUGUCCGGUGAGGAGAGAUACUCCGAUUACCUGAACAUGUACAACGUAAAAAUAAAGGCUGAGAUGAUGCCCCGUGAACUGAACGAGACCAGGACGUACCAGCAUAGGUACAACGAGGACAGUAACGGAUACUACGGGCCUCCCAAGCAGAGAAGUCCUUACACUACUGGACACGAAACACCAUUUAUCUGUAACCCCUACGAGCACGCGCGCGGGGGGUCUCUGGGACCGCGGGAACGACCUCCGCCCGAACAGUGGUACCCGGUCGGGAUGUUGACCCGCCCGCCAUACCCUAACGUGCCCUGCGUGAAAAACGAAAUGGGCGAAUGGCUGGAUGUUACAUCAUUAACGGACGGCAGGUUUGAUGGAGGGAGGAGUGACAUUUUCCCAGUGGAGUUUUUCCUUCCACCACAAAGGACAUGCCUAAUCUGCUCUGAUGAAGCAUCUGGAUGUCACUAUGGAGCACUCACUUGUGGAAGCUGCAAAGUCUUCUUUAAGAGAGCUGCUGAGGGGAAGCAGAAGUAUCUCUGCGCUAGCAGGAAUGACUGCACCAUUGAUAAACUGAGGAGGAAGAACUGUCCAUCCUGUCGUUUGAAGAAGUGCUUUGAGGCAGGAAUGACACUGGGAGCCCGUAAGCUGAGGAAGAUCGGACAGAUGAAAGGUUCAGAGGAGGUUGGUGCCAUUCAGGGCCCAGUGGAGACAAUUCAGCACCUUUCCCCCAAGCCGAGCCUGACGUUCCACUCUCAACUGAUCUUCCUCAACAUCCUAGAGGCCAUCGAGCCUGAGGUGGUGAACGCCGGCCACGAUCACGCUCAGCCGGACUCUGCGGCUGCCCUCCUCACCAGCCUUAAUGAACUGGGAGAGAGGCAACUCGUCAAAGUAGUGAAAUGGGCCAAAGGACUUCCAGGUUUCCGAAAUCUGCAUGUGGACGAUCAGAUGACAGUGAUCCAGCACACCUGGAUGGGAGUGAUGGUCUUUGCUCUGGGCUGGAGGUCCUAUAAGAAUGCCAAUGCACGGAUGCUGUACUUCGCUCCAGACCUGGUCUUCAAUGAUCAUAGGAUGCAUAUCUCCAGCAUGUACGAACACUGCGUUCAGAUGAAGCACCUCUCGCAGGAGUUUGUUCUGCUGCAGGUCACACAGGAAGAGUUCCUCUGCAUGAAGGCGCUCCUGCUUUUCAGCAUCAUUCCAGUGGAGGGGCUGAAGAGUCAAAAGUAUUUUGAUGAGCUGCGUCUUACCUACAUAAACGAGCUUGAUCGUUUAAUCAACUAUGGCAGAAAGACCAACUGCGGCGUGCGCUUCCAUCAGCUGACCCGACUGAUGGACUCACUGCAGCCAAUUGUUCAGAAGUUGCACCAGUUCACCUUUGACCUCUUUGUCCAGGCUCGGUCCCUGCCCACCAAGGUCAACUUUCCCGAAAUGAUUGCUGAAAUAAUAUCGGUCCAGGUUCCAAAGAUCCUCGCUGGCCUGGCUAAACCAAUACUGUUUCACAAGUGAUACAACUAA
Xyrauchen texanus (razorback sucker) is the source of this 3475-nucleotide messenger RNA. RefSeq names its product androgen receptor-like. NCBI's taxonomy places the organism in Eukaryota, Metazoa, Chordata, Actinopteri, Cypriniformes, Catostomidae. The transcript is spliced from 8 exons. The coding region runs from base 917 to 3466 and encodes 849 amino acids. Gene Ontology annotation, molecular function: sequence-specific DNA binding; zinc ion binding; DNA-binding transcription factor activity. Gene Ontology annotation, biological process: regulation of DNA-templated transcription; male gonad development. The record is from RefSeq and is a predicted model, not a curated record.